Messenger RNA from Haliotis rubra (blacklip abalone), 1879 nucleotides. RefSeq lists its product as uncharacterized. The coding region runs from base 1 to 852 and encodes 283 amino acids. Gene Ontology annotation, cellular component: plasma membrane. The transcript is spliced from 9 exons. The record is from RefSeq and is a predicted model, not a curated record. Gene Ontology annotation, molecular function: G protein-coupled receptor activity. Gene Ontology annotation, biological process: adenylate cyclase-activating G protein-coupled receptor signaling pathway. Lineage: Eukaryota; Metazoa; Mollusca; Gastropoda; Lepetellida; Haliotidae.
AUGACUAGAUAUGGUGCAAAUGCUAUUAGUUACGUCAAUCUGCUCUUCCUCCAUGGCACUGCAUGUGUUUGUAAUAUCUGUCUGCAGAGUUGCUACAUCAGCACACUGUUCCUGACUCUGUCCUAUGCUCUGGAGGCAUUUCUGAGGGUCAGGAAACGUCUCUACGAUGGAUUAACCAGUUUGUCAAGAGAACAGCAGAAAAAGGUUGUGAGCUAUACAUUCAUGCAUCUGAUCUAUGCGGUGGCAUGGAUGGUGCCGCUGGCUGCGGGGAUUAUUCUGCUGGUGUUCACGCACUGGGUGACCGCCAAGGACACCACCAGCCCACAUGUCAAUUUCACUAAAGUCAUCCCAGCUGAAUGUUCCACAUGUUUGCCAGUGUUCCACUACACUCAAGAUGAUCCGUGUUGGACUCAAGUGGUUAGCGGCAUAUCCUGGCAUCUUGCAUACAAGCUGGUGUUCUUCGUUCCGCUCAUCGCAGUGUUCAUCUCUAACCUUGUGCUUUACGUGUUCAUAACCCGAGCCUUCAAGCAAGUGUCCAUGAGGAGAGGUUUGUACACCUUCCAUCAGCGUCAGGAGGAGUCGACUGUGAGAAGGAAAGCAAUACUGUACCAGUGUGCCUUCCUGUGUUGCUGGCUACCCACCCUCAUCUUAGGAGUGAUAUCCUUCACGGAAGGGUUUCAUAUGUGCGACUGGUUUGUGCUAUACCUACUGCAGGCCUUGCUGGGUCCACUCCAGGGCUUCUUAAACUGCAUCAUCUACGGCUGGAAGAGGGAGCAGUUCCGCCGAGCACUGUCUGAGAGCUCUAGCCUCACCAGCACCAACAUGCCGUCCUACUUGUCCCUCACGUUAUGACGGAGCCUCCUCCUGUCAAUAUACAUACCGGUACCUACUUGUGAUCCUCAGGCUCUUCGGACCAUCACACGGUUCAUCAUUGUUGUGUAGGUGUUAUCUGUGAUCAUACUGAGCAUAUCUGGACACACCACCAUGUUGUCUUCAGUAUGGUAACCAAUCAUGUUGUCUUCAGUCUGGACACGGGGUAGCCUGGUGGAUAAAGCGUUUGCUCAUCUCGCCGAAGAUCCAGGCUGGUUCCCAACAUAUCAACAAUGUGUGAAGCCUGUUUCUGGCAUGACCGGUGGUGAUAUUGCUGGAAUGUUGAGGCGUAAACUCACUCACUCACCCACUGAGUCUGGACACACCAUCAACUUGUCUCAGUGUGGAUAUAGCAUGGCCAGCUCACUGCAUGCUAUGGUUGUGUCAUUGCAGGUGACCUCUGAUUGGUCCAUGGAAGACAGUAAUGAGGAUCUGUAUUUUACACAAACUCCCGUCUUUCUUAUAGUGUGACUUCAACAUGAGUUGAACAUGUCAAAUACCAUGAACACACAAUGCCAUUUAGAAAGUGGUCAAAUGUAACAUAUGUUAUAUUUGGGAUUUAACUUUCUUAGUAAAGUACAGAUUCUAGUACUUUUAUUGGGUUGAGUCCCAUCCGGGAUCCCUCUGAGGGUGUGUGUUCGAAUCCCUGAUGGGAUUCAACCCAAUAAUUAGAAUUUGUACUUCUCUAAGAAAGUUUAAUCCCAAAUAAAACAUAUGUUUCAUGUCAAAUACCAAUCUGUCCUGGGAAAUUGCUUUUGAUAUUGUUGUAAUAAAUCUCGUAACAGCUUGAGUCUGGCAGAGACUGCCUCUCACCGACCCAAUAUUACUGAUAACCUGUUGAGUGGAUCAGUACUAAACUGGCGCUGAUUGACUUUAAGGAUGGAAGCAUGAAUUAUUUUCCAUAUAUUUAGUCAAUUUUUCAUUUACUUCUAUUGUUCAUGUAAUUUCUUUCUCUCUAUUGUAAAUUAGACCCUCAUCGAUUGGUGCCAAUAAAUUACUUGUUUGCUUG